CACCUUAGUUACGACUUGCGGUUUCAGGCGGAACAAAUCACUAAAUUGCCAAGUGGUCUCACCGUUGCAUCCGUAGACCAUCAAGGUCCGAUCAGUCAACUGAACGCUUUCUCGACGCGUGAUGUUUAUGGGGUAUCACUGGCGCUGCCCAGAGACGAAACCUCUGUCGGUAUUUCGAUUCUUGGCCACAUUGCACAACCAGCAUUCAAGCCAUGGGAGAUUGAGGAUGUGAGUUCCACCAGAUUUUUUGACAAUCAAUACAAGCAUCCUUACGAUGUGGCUUAUGAGGAUUUACAUCGUGCUGCUUACCGUAAUGGACCGCUAGCAAGAUCUGUUUAUGCUCCAAAGUCUUCGAUCGGUAAAAUCAGUUACAAAGCACUGGUUGACUUUGCUGCCAAGCAUCUCACGACUGGUCAAGCAAUCCUGUACGGAAUAAACAUUGAACAUGAACGAAUGGUACUUUACGGCGAUAGCCACGCUCCCAUUGCCAACGGACAGAAGAUCAGUCCUGUUCCUAGCCCUUAUAAGGGUGGAGAGUGGCGUCGCCCUGCAGGUGGUUCAAUGGCGCAUGUAUUACUUGCUGGUGAGGGAGCACCGUUGAGCAAUGCCAAAGCGAUGGCUGUACAGGCAGUACUGCUCUCGUCCCUUGGAAGAUCCGCAGCUGUACAAUUUUCUGACUCCCCAGGAAAUGCAGUUGCUCUUCGUGCCGUUGCUGAUGGUUGUGGAGUAUCAGCAUUCCAAGCAGCUUAUGAAGAUGCUGGCCUCGCCGGAGUGUACAUCGUAGCCGAUGGUGCUCACAUUGCUAAAGCAGUUACUUCAGUUGCUUCAGCUAUCAAGAACUACAAAUGCAGUGAUCUCGAAGCCGCGAAACGAUGUGCCAGCAAUGAUUUGCUUCGGGCAGCUGCUCAUUCCAAAGCAACCUCUGUUGAUCGUGCUACUCAGAUUCUCGCUGGACUUACAACUGAAGAUAAUAUUGUUGAUGCAAUCCAACAGGUUACUGCUGGUGAGGUUGAGGCAGCGGCAAAGAAGCUUUCGAGCAAGUUUUCCAUGUCCAGCUAUGGAAAUAUCGAUGAGGUCCCGUAUGUCGACACGUUGUAG
Messenger RNA from Haemonchus placei, 1098 nucleotides. The record is from the annotation of a GenBank genome assembly. Lineage: Eukaryota; Metazoa; Nematoda; Chromadorea; Rhabditida; Trichostrongylidae.